UAUGGUGGUAAAAAACUAGAAGAGUAAGAGAUAAAUAAAUCCAAUGAUCUCAAACUCAAUCCGCAUUCAUACGCACAUAAACGUACUAGCAUAACUAUGAGGAUUAUUGUUAUUUUGACUGUUAGUGUAGUGACCACUUUAGGAAAACAACUUCCGAAAUUCAUGCAAGACUUGAGAUGUCCGUUAACGCACGAUUUCAAACCAUGUUUUAUAGAAAAAGGAAAUGCAGCUAUACCUUUUUUAGCUAAGGGUGUACCAGAGUAUAAUAUUCCAAAAAUGGAUCCUGCAGAGAUAAAACAUGUCCAACUUGUUUCAACACCAUUAUUAUCCUUGAAUUUGACUGGUUUGAAAAUUUUCGGUUUGGAAAAAUUGAAAAUUGUUGAUAUAGAGGUGGAUUUGAAGAGGAGAAUGUUCAGAACUACUCUGAGUGGUGCAAAUAUAACUGUAGCUGGAAAAUACAGUGUCAAUGGACAAAUACUCGUUCUUCCAAUAAAAUCAAAAGGACAUUUCUCAGUUUAUUUGAAAAAUGGCAUUUAUAUAGCUACCAAAAUUGAUUAUAUUGUCGAGAGAAAUGGAGAGAAGUAUUACAAUCCUGUAUUUGAUCCAAUGGAUUAUCAUUUAGAAAAAGUUGUAUUCGAUAUAGAGAACUUAUUCGGAGGAAAUAAGGAACUAGGUGCAUCAGUGAAUGAAUUUUUGAAUAAUAACUGGGAUAUUCUAAUGAUCGAGUUUGGACCGGAAAUUGCUAAAAUUAUAUCGAAAAUCAUAACUGAUAUAUUCGAUAAUCUAGCUGCAGUUGUUCCUGUUAAAUAUGUAUUUUUAGAUGAUCCUGUAUUCAAAUUUAGAAAAUAAAUUAUUGAAGAAGUGUA
This is a messenger RNA of Harmonia axyridis, 866 nucleotides long. RefSeq names its product circadian clock-controlled protein daywake-like. Bases 97 to 849 code for a protein of 250 amino acids. Lineage: Eukaryota; Metazoa; Arthropoda; Insecta; Coleoptera; Coccinellidae. The transcript has 6 exons. The record is from RefSeq and is a predicted model, not a curated record.